Messenger RNA from Lynx canadensis (Canada lynx), 3718 nucleotides. RefSeq names its product small nuclear RNA activating complex polypeptide 1 (gene SNAPC1). Gene Ontology annotation, cellular component: snRNA-activating protein complex. Gene Ontology annotation, biological process: snRNA transcription by RNA polymerase III; snRNA transcription by RNA polymerase II. The record is from RefSeq and is a predicted model, not a curated record. The coding region runs from base 82 to 1209 and encodes 375 amino acids. Gene Ontology annotation, molecular function: sequence-specific DNA binding. NCBI's taxonomy places the organism in Eukaryota, Metazoa, Chordata, Mammalia, Carnivora, Felidae. The transcript has 10 exons.
CAGGGGGCGGGACGUCCGGCUUCGGUUUCCUGGGCGACAGCCGCCGGCUGGUCCGCGCGUGGUCUAGGGGCUUUUGCAGGCAUGGGGACUCCUGCAGGCCUGCAGACUGACUGCGAGGCGCUGCUCAGCCGCUUCCAGGAGACCGAUAGCGUGCGCUUCGAGGACUUCACGGAGCUCUGGAGGAGCAUGAAGUUCGGGACCAUCUUCUGUGGUAGAAUGAGAAAUUUAGAAAAGAACAUGUUUACAAAAGAAGCAUUAGCUUUGGCUUGGCAAUAUUUUUUACCGCCCUACACCUUCCAGAUCAGAGUUGGUGCUUUGUAUCUGCUAUAUGGAUUAUAUAACACCCAACUGUGUCAACCAAAACAAAAGAUUAGAGUUGCCCUGAAAGAUUGGGAUGAAGUCUUAAAAUUUCAGCAAGAUUUGAUAAAUGCACAACAUUUUGAUGCAGCUUAUAUCUUUAGGAAACUGCGACUAGACAAAGCAUUUCACUUUACAGCAAUGCCCAAAUUGCUAUCAUAUAGAAUGAAGAAGAAAAUUCAACGAGCUGAAGUUACAGAAGAAUUUAAGGACCCAAAUGAUCGUGUAAUGAAACUUAUCACUUCUGAUGUGUUAGAGGAAAUGCUGAAUGUUCACGAUCAUUAUCAGAACAUGAAACAUAUAAUUUCAGGUGAUAAAUCCAAUCCAGACAAAGCCCUCAGCUUGAUAAAGGAUGAUUUUUUUGACAAUAUUAAGAACAUAGUUUUAGAGCAUCAGCAGUGGCACAAAGACAGAAAGAAUCCAUCCUUAAAAUCAAAAGUUAAAGAUGGAGAAGAAAAGAGAGAAGGAAAUUCACAAGAAUCAGAGAGAUGUGAAAGGGCAGAAUCCUUAGCGAGAAUAAAAUCAAAGGCCUUUUCAGUUGUUGUUCAGGCAUCCAAGUCAAGAAGGCACCGUCAAGUCAAACUUGACUCUUCUGACUCUGAUUCUGCAUCUGGUCAAGGACAGAUCAAAGCAACUAGGAAAAAAAGAAAUAAAGAAACAUUGAAAUCAGCAGGAAGGAAGAUGUCUUCCAAAAACAGAGAUGACAUGCAGAAUGUACAUAAAGAAGAUAAAUCUUUAAGGCUGAGUAUGCCAGUAAUUACAGAAGAAGAAGAGGACAAUGAAAGUUUUAGUGAAACAGAGUUCACGGCACCCAAGAGGAAAAGAAAAUCCAGAACAAAGAACCUGGUGUAGAGUUCUUAAUUUUGACCUUUCUGAAAGAAGAAAAGAUUAUAUUUUUUGUAUAUUGAACAGGAAGACUGUCAGUAUUAAAAAUAAUUCUUCUGGGAAACUGUAGGUUAUUUCUUUGAAAUGACAAUAUCUUAACAUAGUUCUAUACUAAAGGAACAAAAAAAUAGAAAUAAAAAUUUACUUCAGAAUUUAACUUUAACAUUUCUCUUUAUGAAGUCUGCAUAAAUGGAAAUAAAGUUUGGAUUUAGAAUGUAAAAGAAAUAAUCCUGUUAUGUGCAGAUUAUUACUGUUUCUGAAAACUUUUUGUGAUGUUUUAUUACUACAGUUCUGAUAAUAUUAACUAUUUAAAAUACUUGUUCUUGAAAUAGUAAUGUUUAUUACAUGCAAGUGGUUAAUUAUAUUUAUAGUCUGGUAAUGGAUUUGUUUAUGAUGUGUAUUAACUAUUCUAUAUAUUGUAUGGUUGAGUGCAAUACAAUUUUUGCCUUAUUUGCUUUAUUUUUAAACCUAUGAAACUUCUGUGGUCCGUAACUUAAAUGAUUGAUAAUUUAGGAAGCUCAGUUUCUACUUCUGCAAUCAAUUAAAUAUUCUCUGGUGCUUGUUUCAAAGCUCCCUUUGGCCUAACAUUUAUGAAUGUAUGUAUGUUUGUUUGUGUAUAUAUAGAUACAUGUAGGCAUGUGUCCAUAUGUACAUACAUGAUUAGUUCAGUACAUUAUUUAAAUACAUUUAAAUACUAAUUAUUUCUGACAAAACCUUUAAGAGUGGUAAUGUGAAUUCUAGAAUGUGUCGUACAUACAGAAAAAAAUGUCUAUAGCUUUGUGGAUGCGCCUCUGUUUAAUUUCUCAUUUAAGACCUUUAAAUGGAGAUCACUUAAGUUAUGUUGUUUGAAUUGCUGCCAUUAGCAGACCAUCUCCGACCAUGUAGUUGGCUCCGCCUGUCUUACAGUUGAGUAUACUCCAUGUUGUCUUCUAGCAUUGUAAAUUCAGGAAUUUUGAAAAUGUCCUGUGAGUGAAAAUGUGUGAUAUCUGUCAUCUUUUAAAAUCAAAAUACUAAUACUAGCCCAAAUAAAAUUUUAUAAGAAUCUAUGAUAUCACAUUUGUUAUAAAAAAAAAUUGUUUCCCCUGAUUUCAGAUAUUCCCAGUAGUAGAUGGGGUGGUUUUCAUAAUAUGGACAUUGGGUAGAGCUUCUGGGAUUUAAAAAUUCUAGUGUUGGGGCACUUGGAGGUAUGGAUCUGUUAUUGGCCUCUUGUGUACUAGGUUACUUACUAGAGCUUGUCUGAUCAUUAACAUUUACAGACAUUGUAAAGCUAAAGUUGCCCUCUGUUUUCGCAUAAUAGUAGUUACAAAAUACAAGGUUGUCAUUUCACUUAUACAAUGAAGAAACUCUGUCUUAAGAUGGUAAGUGCCUGGCCCACAUUCACAGCGUUCGUAAGUGAUGCAUCUGGGAUACAAAUACAGGACUCUUGCCUAUAAUUUCAGUGUCAUUUUACAUAAGACAAAAGAACUGGAAAUCCAGAGGAAUACUCUGGACUGUAAGCAAUAAUACCCUAUUUCACAGUGGCUUAAGCAGUAAGGAAAGUUUAAAACCAGUUAAGUCUCAGUGUAGGGUGGGUCUGAGUUAUCAAGUACGUCUGUCCCAUGAUGGCUUCAUAUGCCAGGUUUGGGUCCUCAGGGAAAGCUGUAUUUCUGCGUAGGGAACUGUUCACCAGCCAAGUUCCCAGAUGUCAGCCAGGGACCAGCCUUGCAAGCCAACCUUUCUAAGGAUUGCAGUCUCAGGCCUGCUGGGGUGCCUCUUUUGUGCACAGAUUCGUCUCAUUUUUCACUAUUUCAAACAGUGCUGUGUUGAUCUUCAUGUGUAUAUCUUGGCUCACUUAGGCUGGGAUUUCUGUUGGAUAAACUACACAUGAAUUUGCAUGUUGUACUAUGUGAAUAUAUGUAAAAUUUUGUCAAUUACUGCCAAAUUGAAAUCCAAAAGGACUGCCAAUUUACUUUCCUCCUAACAGUAUUUACAAAGGACUUGCCACGUCUCCGUUACACUUGCUAUCAAUCUGUAAUUUUUGCCAGUUGAAUAUAGCCUGAAUCUUAACAGCAGAAGAUGUAGAAGGACCAUUAAAAGUAACAAAAUUGUAUUAAAUAGUUGCGAGUUGUUAUAUGGCCACAUCUGACACAGUAUAAUGCUUUAGCUGAUAGCAAGUUUUUCAUGAAUAUAUGAUGAUGAUAGCAUGUGAAUCACUUGAUAAUUUGCUUUAAAUAUGAAAUUGAAGUUUAUUAAAUAGAAUUCAAAUAGAAAAUAUUUGUGUUUAACAGUGGGAUUUCAGAAUUAAAAUGUGGUGUCAUAAUACUUGCUACCUACUAAAUUAAGUUCUUUGUAUUGUCAACUUGAUUAUAAUGCUGCUUCAAGUCAUAAAUAUAUGAUUUUAAUAUUAAAUACUAAUUUUUUAUGAGGAAGAGCAGUUGUGUGGCAGUGUUUAUAGUCACAAGAUAUAUUUUAAAACCAUUCCAGGGGUACCUGGGUG